AUGACAACUUCAAUGAGACACACUUUCACACUUAAGUACAAGGAACCUAAGUUGGACAGUCUGAAGGAUUUGAUCUCUGAUUUGUCUCUCAGCAGACGUGAUGAGUUUGGAAAAAGCUAUGGGAAAAUUUUGAGCCUUCUAAAUAAGAAAGUUGACUAUGGAAUUAUCGGCUCUCUGGCACAAUAUUAUGAUCCCCCUCUGCGUUGUUUCACAUUCGCUGAUUUCCAGCUAGCUCCUACUUUGGAAGAAGUUGAGAGAAUUGUGGGUCUCAAAUUGAAAGAUUUUAAUCCAUUUCCAAAGCUCGAAGAAGAUAUGGGACCAAAGAAGAUAGCUUCGGCCCUAAGCAUCAAUGUCCCGACUGUUCGAGACAAUUGGGCUGAAAAAGGGGGUUGCAAAGGUUUUGCCGCGAUGUUUUUGGAGGAUUUAGCUCUAAAGUUCAAGAAAAGUGGAAACUGGAAUGCAUUCUACGCUGUGGUGGCUUUAUUGAUCCAUGGGAUUGUGUUAUUCCCAAAUGUUGAAAAAUUUGUAGAUCAAGUGGCCAUAGAAGUCUUUCUCUCUGGAAAUCCAGUACCAUUUCUCUUAGCUGAUAUUUACUAUGCCCUUCAUGCUCGACAUGAAAAGAGGGGUGGAACGUUAUUGUGUUGUGCUCCUUUUCUUUACAGUUGGUUCAUGCAACACAUGCCCGGAGAAGGUCCUUUUGUGGCAAAAGAACUUAAGUCUCCUCAGAAAUUAGCUUCUCUCACCGCAAGUUCCAUCAGAUGGUAUAUCCGAGAGUGGGAAACCUCAGACAUUAUAGUCAGCUGUGGGGAAUUUCCUAAUGUACCGUGGUUGGGCACCAAGGGUUGCAUCAACUAUAACCCUAUGUUAUCUCGAUUAUAA
Messenger RNA from Lathyrus oleraceus (garden pea), 879 nucleotides. RefSeq lists its product as uncharacterized. The coding region runs from base 1 to 879 and encodes 292 amino acids. Lineage: Eukaryota; Viridiplantae; Streptophyta; Magnoliopsida; Fabales; Fabaceae. The transcript has a single exon. The record is from RefSeq and is a predicted model, not a curated record.